Messenger RNA from Pseudophryne corroboree (corroboree frog), 2759 nucleotides. It is a transcript of the gene CFAP221, whose product is annotated as cilia and flagella associated protein 221. Bases 146 to 2641 code for a protein of 831 amino acids. The transcript has 24 exons. Gene Ontology annotation, cellular component: 9+2 motile cilium. Gene Ontology annotation, biological process: cilium movement; motile cilium assembly. NCBI's taxonomy places the organism in Eukaryota, Metazoa, Chordata, Amphibia, Anura, Myobatrachidae. The record is from RefSeq and is a predicted model, not a curated record.
GGUACAGUCCGACUUCCGCUGUCACCAUAGCAACGCGUCCUUAUAGGCGCCGAGAAGGGGAGAGGAGACACCCGGAGAAUGUCACCCGAAUAGUGACCCGCAGCUCCAAUACCUCUUCCCCAUCCGCCGCGCUGACUCCCGCGUUAUGGAGGUCGCCCAGCCGCCUGCAAUGGACCUAAAGCUUGGGAAGCAGUCGCCUCUUUUCCUGGAUAGCCUGGUGCGAGAGCCCCAGAGGAGACCGGUCCCCAACCACCUGCUGGAAUCAAAGAUUUAUGCCAAGCUCGUCAGGAACGGGUCAGUGGAGGCGGAGCCUGGCGUUCUUCACUUUGGGGGAUAUAAAAUUGGCAAAUGUCACCAGCAGACCCUAAGACUGGUGAAUAUCUCCACUGAUGUCAGCAACCUGCACAUCAUCCCCCCGCAGAGCAAGCACUUCACAAUAAGCUACAGGAAGGCCAACAGACUGGUUCCAGGCCUGGCCUUUACAAUCCAUGUUCGAUUCAUUCCUGAUGAGUGGAGGUAUUACUACGAUUGUAUUCGUGUUCACUGCAAGUGUUCCUGUUCCCAGGGUGACGAGACUCUGCUGGUUCCCCUGCACGCCUAUCCAGCCAUAAACCUGACGGACUUUCCAUCUCACGUGAACUUAUCUGAUGUUGCACUCGGGCAGAGUGCACGGCACGUCAUCACCUUACGCUGCAGCUGUCCAAUUGAUUUUGAGUUUUCCAUCAUUUCUACGCAGUCUCACAAAGAUUUCCACACUGCUCCAGUUUCCGGAAUUAUUCCCGCGGACGGAGUAAUCGAUGUGAUUGUGACAUAUACGCCUACGAGCUACGGAACAGCUCAGAUCAGCCUGGAGUUACUGAUCUCUGAGUUCAACGCUAAGCCUCGCCGAUGCGUCAUUACCGGCACCUGCUCCCCAAAUCUGGCUGCAACAGAUACACAGAAAGAAAGCUCAGAGAAAGUCUUGGCUUUUUCCAAGGAGAGACCAAAGGACCUCGAGAAAGUGACCUUUGGGGUGUCCCGAAAGAAGAGACACUUAAAGACUCUCCAACAGAAUGCAUCUCAGGUCAUCGAGUACCACGAUCUGAAAUUCCCAGUGAAUUUGUCCAACCCCCAUUCUGUGGCCACCGUCUUGAACCAGCAGCCGGGCAAGCUGAGCGUGAAGGACCUGCGUGACGGUCUUACCUUCCCCAGCAUAGUAAAAGGCCGCCAGGAGAAGGAGAGACUAUUCCAGCAGCUGGUGCAGCACAACGUCACAGAGGAGGAGACAAAUCAGCUGCGAUGGCAGGUACACCUCGGCAGUGGCCCCAUUUCUCCCAAACAACGUAAAAGAAUAACUGAUGAUCGACAAAGAGCUGAGGCAGAAUAUCAGGUAAAGAGAGGUCGCACUGACCUUGGGCGAGAGUAUAAGAGGGAGACGCUCAGCGCUGUGUCUCAGCGGGUGUUACGGACUGUAGCUCAGGGUCCCACAUUCCAGCCACAGUUUGACCUCUAUCUGAAUGACCUGUGGGCCAACAGGAACCAGGCACUGAGAUGCUUCCAGCAAGCCGCCCGCAAGGUUCUCAUACAAUGCAGAGUAAAUCUCAGAUUGUUGUCUUUGAGGAAACUGCUGGAAGGCCGGAGCUCUGUGCCGGAAGGAGACCCUGUGUUUGACAGCAGCGAUGAGGAAAUGAUCCACAUGUUCCCAUUUUCCACUGAUCAGAUUCUGUUUUAUGAGUUUCCUCCAUACCCUGCUGAGCCAGAUGGAUCAGUCCCAGGAGAUGUUGGGUCAGGUCCUCCCAAACCGGCAGCCGUACAGCUCAAACAGAGAUUUCCAUUCUAUGACUUACAGGUUCCCCAACAUUUCAAGCUGAUGGGAUAUCAGCCGGUUAGUUUUCAUGGGGAGUCUUCCACGUACCAAACCCGACAUCUGGCGCGGCCACUGAGGAGGGGGGCAGAGGAUGAGCUGACGCCGGACAUGGCCUCACAGAUUGAUGUCCCUGGUUCAGCGGCCAGUCACCGACCGAGUAUCCACUUUCAGGGAGACCAGGAGAAGGGAACACUCACACUGACACCCCCAGAGCAGCUACUCAACCCCCCAGAUUUCCAUCCGUUGCACGUGUUCAAUCCAGCACCGGGGCUUCUGGCCUUUAAGACGCCUCUUUCAUACUCCGAAACAGACAUAGAGUAUCAUCUCUGCCCGCUGCCAAAGUACCCGAUCCAGAGCGAGACAGCUGGGAACACGCAGAGGAAGUUCCUCAGCCGACAGGAAAUUAUUAAAGGACUGAUGACCUGGAAGAAGUUUCCAAGUUCCAGCCUGUCUGUUCCUCUCCCGGGACCCGGUGCCCACAGCCCCCGCUGGUGUGACCCGUUUAAUGCGGAUUUGCUUCCAUUGAACACCCCACCAAAGCUUCGUGACUUACCGGAGGAGGAGAAGGAAAACCUUGUAGUACGAGAAGGUGAUGGCGCAGAUUCCGCAGUGUCGCUGACACCGGGCAUGGUGAGAGCGGAGUUUGCUCACAAUGAAGGCGAUAAGAUUUCCCCCAGCGAGAAGCUGACGGAGUCGCCUGUUCCGGCCGAGGGUAACACACUGGCGGAUAAGGUGCUGGGGCACCUGGAACAGAUGAAGCUCCUGUUACAUAAUAAGAAGCUGAUAUUAAACUGAGAGAUACAUUAUAUCUAAUAUAGAAUUAUGUUUGUGCCAGUAACGUCUCUAUAUACUUAAAGGUGAACAAUUACAAUACAAGAAUGUUAUGUAAAUUAUAAAUUACAUUUCUUUAUAA